CGUCGAGAGCAAAGAUGCGGACAAAACCUGUAGAUUAGGCUCUAGGGCAAUAAAGGAAAAUAGAUAUUUAAUAGCAAGGAGAUCAGCAUUCGAGCUGUGUGUGUGUUCUUCUGUGUUAAACGGCAUCUCGGGGCGCCAUGCGCGUCUUAGGCGGCACGCUGUUUGUGGCGGUGGUCGUGUUGAUCAGCGCACGUCUGAGCAGUGCGGAGGGAUGUUCAGGCUCAUCAUGUGGCAAGUGUGACUGCAGCGGUGUAAAAGGGUCAAAGGGUGAGAGAGGUUUACCUGGCUUACAAGGAAAUAUGGGAUUUCCAGGUAUGCAAGGUAAUGAGGGCCCUCAAGGACCAAUGGGACCAAAGGGAGAUUUUGGCGAAGCCGGGGCCCCUGGAAUGAAAGGAAUACGAGGCCCUUCUGGUUUACCAGGUAUUCCGGGAAUUCCUGGGCAUCCGGGUAUCCCGGGUCAAGAUGGCCCUCAGGGACUCCCAGGUAUCCCAGGCUGCAACGGAACAAAGGGGGAUCGAGGAAGAGAUGGAAUCCCAGGAAUAUCAGGGUUGCCAGGACCACCUGGAUUUCCAGGUGAUCCAGGAAUGAAGGGUGACCCAGGUGGUAUUAUUGGUGGAUUUAUUCCUCAGAAAGGAGAAAGAGGCUUUCAAGGACCAGCAGGGUUGCCAGGGCCACCAGGACAACCUGGAAUACAAGGACCAGUUGGGCCACCAGGACUAGAUGGGCUUAGAGGAUAUCAGGGAGAGCCCGGCCCUCCUGGCCUUCCUGGUGAUAAGCUUACUUUUCUUGGUCCUAAAGGUGACAGGGGUGAAAAAGGCCUCACAGGUCCACCAGGACCUCCUGGAAUUCCCAGUGGGUUUGAAGGGCAAAAAGAAUCUUGGACAAAAGGUGAACGGGGGGAACCUGGACAAAAGGGAGACAUGUGUUCACCAUAUCAAGCAGGAAUUAAAGGUCAGCAAGGACCUCCAGGCCCAACAGGAAAAACUGGAAAGGAUGGAGAAAAUGGAGCUAAGGGGGAAAAAGGUGAACUUGGUACACCUGGCUUUUCUGGCUCGAAGGGUCAAAAAGGAGAGAAAGGCCCUCCAGGAUAUGGUGAUGGUGCACCUGGCCCUCCCGGACCUCCAGGCUUACCUGGACCAGUUGGUGAAAGAGGACCCCCUGGUAUUUCUGGAGAUACUGGUCCUCCAGGCAGAAAUAUUGAAGGCCCUACUGGAGAAAGAGGUUUCCCUGGAGAGAUUGGACAGAAAGGAGACAGAGGAGCUGAUGGAGAGUCUCUCAGAGGCCCCAAGGGAGCUGAUGGAGUUCCUGGUCCACCCGGACCCCCAGGGGAAUUAAGUGGAGAGUGUGAUAUUGAUCGUGGAGAGCCAGGCCCUCCUGGACCUCCUGGCUUGCAAGGAGAGUUGGGCCAGAAAGGUGACAAAGGAGAUACUUGCAUGCAGUGCUCUGCUAGUGGACCUCCAGGUUUACCUGGUAUUCAAGGGCCCAAAGGAAAUCAAGGUUUUCCUGGAAAAGAAGGUAGUAAAGGAGAAAGGGGUCAGCCUGGCCCUGCUGGAGUUCCUGGAUUGCCGGGGAAUGAUGGUUCACCAGGUUUGAUGGGUGCUCCUGGGGCAAAGGGUGAACCAGGUGACAUCUAUAUAUCCCCGGAUCUGAAGGGAGAGAAGGGUUCACCAGGGUUUCCUGGCCCAAGAGGGUUACCAGGAAUAGAUGGAAUUCCUGGAAAGGAUGGACGUCCAGGUAUACCUGGAACAAAAGGAGAGCCAGCUAGAGAGGGUAUUAAAGGUGACCGUGGUCCAGAUGGUGAUCCUGGGAUAAUAGGACCCCCUGGUGAGAGAGGAUCCCCAGGUCUUCCUGGACAUGGCCGGCCUGGGGAGCCUGGAGAAAAAGGGAGUCAGGGAACUUCUGGUGUUCCAGGAAAGCCAGGAGUGCCAGGGCCUAAAGGUGAACCUGGAAAAGUUCUAAGUAUGCCAGGACCUCCAGGUCCACCAGGACCACGUGGUGAGACAGGAUUGCAUGGCCUUCAAGGUGAAAGAGGUCCCUCUGGAGAUCAAGGACUACCAGGAUUACCAGGUGAAAAAGGUGACCCUGGUCAACCAGGAAUUGGAUUUCCAGGUCCACCAGGUCCAAAAGGUCACUCCGGUUUACCAGGUGCACCAGGAUUACCUGGGGACCCUGGGAAUUUAGGCCAGGAUGGUUCUCCUGGACACCCAGGAAUUCCUGGACAAAAAGGUGAACCUGGCAUUGGUCUCCGAGGACCCAAGGGCUCUAUUGGACAGCCAGGAGUGCAAGGGUUUCAAGGUGAAAAGGGUAAUGUUGGAAUGGCAGGAUUCCCUGGAGCUGAAGGACAAACUGGACGACCUGGUGUUCAGGGUUUUAAAGGUGACCCUGGUCCUCCUGGGUCUAAAGGUUUGCCAGGACCACCUGGUCUCCCAGGGCUGGGAGAGCCUGGACUACCUGGUCCAAUGGGACCCCCUGGAGAACCAGGUCCCUUAGGUCGCACUGGUGAAAAGGGAGAGAAAGGUCUCCAAGGUUUUCCAGGUCCUGCAAUGCCAGGUCCUCAAGGUGAAAAAGGCUCCUCUGGUUUGCCUGGGUUUCCAGGGCCUAAGGGGUUGCCAGGGGAACCGGGAAGACAAGGUAACGAUGGAUUUCCUGGGGAGAGAGGCCCCAAAGGAGAUAUUGGAAUAAUGGGAAUUCCAGGGUCACCUGGAUCCGAGGGUCAACCUGGACCUCCUGGAGCCAUUGGACCAAGAGGUGAUUUUGGUCUGAGUGGGCCUAGGGGAGAGUUUGGUGAACAAGGCCUUAAAGGAGAGAGAGGAGAGCCUGGACUACAAGGACCACCUGGUAAUAUGACUGAAGUAGAAAUGGAGCAUAUGAAGGGAGAGAAGGGAGAAUCUGGAGACACAGGGGAACCAGGCCCUGCAGGACAGAAGGGGGUCUCUGGAGAACCUGGAGAUCAUGGAAUGCCUGGAAAGGAUGGAAUGCCAGGUUCACCUGGACAGCCAGGUGAAAAAGGUGAUUUAGGACUUCCUGGAGAAACAGGACCAUCUGGACAGCCUGGAGCAAAAGGCAGCAUGGGAGAAAUGGGAUUGCCAGGAGCAUCUGGACCAAAAGGCAGUAAAGGUGUUGCUGGUCAUCCUGGUCAUCACGGGAUCAAGGGUGAUCCAGGAGUAAAAGGUGAUAAGGGAGUAGCAGGUCUGCCAGGAAUAGGAUUUCCUGGACUCCAAGGGGAAAAGGGUGAAAUGGGUCCACCUGGUUUCCCUGGAGAGUCUGGACAGAAAGGAGUGAAAGGUGCAAUGGGAAUCCCAGGCAUCCCUGGAACAUCAGGGCCAAAAGGAGACAUAGGCCUGACUGGUUACGCCGGAAGCCCUGGAUUACCAGGUGAAAAAGGAUCCCCUGGGUUACCUGGAUUACCAGGUCAGCCUGGACUUGAAGGACGUCCAGGUGAACCUGGUCUGCAGGGACCCCCAGGGACUCAAGGGGAGAAAGGAGAGCCAGGAAAAGAUGGAUUUCCUGGAGCCAUUGGAGAAAGGGGUGAACCAGGUGUACCUGGUAGAGGCUUUCCUGGAACCCCUGGGCAGACAGGAACAAAAGGUGAAAAAGGUAACUCAGGUCCCCCUGGUAUGCCUGGAAGCUCUGGUGUUCCUGGAACCAAAGGAGAGAAAGGCCUGCAAGGAAACCAAGGUGGUCAGGGUCAACCCGGUGUAAGAGGACUACCAGGGCUAUCAAUUGAGGGACCUAAAGGGGAUAAGGGACCUCAGGGAGAACCUGGAGAGCUAGGCGAGACUGGUGCUCCAGGUCCUGCAGGUGUUCCAGGAGGUGCUGGAGCUAAAGGAGAGAGAGGAGAAAAAGGUUUCCCAGGCUUACAGGGUAUUCAGGGUUUGAAGGGUGACAAAGGCUUCACUGGCCAACCUGGUGAACCUGGCUUUCCAGGCUAUAAAGGACAAAAGGGUGACAUGGGAUCUCCAGGCCCUCCUGGCUUUAUAGGAUUGAAGGGUGAGACUGGAUUGUUGGGUUUCAAAGGAGAGCUUGGUGACCGAGGAUUUCCAGGAGCUAAAGGUAAUGAUGGUCCACCUGGUCCUCCUGGACCCCAUACCUUUAUAAAAGGAGACAUUGGUUUCCCAGGACAACCAGGUCCCCAAGGUUUACCAGGGCCUCAAGGGUAUCCUGGACUAAAAGGACAGCAAGGAUUGACUGGCAUAGAGGGUAUUCAUGGAGAAGUUGGAGAACCAGGAAACAAUGGGAUUCCUGGAGCUAAAGGAGAACCUGGGCAUACUGGAUCUUCUGGACCCAGAGGAUAUCCAGGUCCCCCAGGUCCUGACGGUAUUCCAGGUCUAGUUGGCCCACCUGGACCCUCCUCCAUGGACCAUGGCUUCCUAGUGACUCGGCACAGUCAGUCAAUUGAAGUGCCCUUGUGUCCAAUAGGCACCACUCUGAUCUAUGAUGGAUAUUCCCUCCUGUACGUACAAGGAAAUGAGCGAUCCCAUGGACAAGACCUGGGAACGGCCGGAAGCUGCUUAAGGAAGUUUAGUCCCAUGCCAUUCCUUUUCUGCAACAUCAACAAUGUGUGUAAUUUUGCUUCUCGUAAUGACUAUUCCUACUGGCUCACAUCUCCUGAGCCCAUGCCUAUGAGCAUGGCUCCCAUUACUGGCGAGAGCAUCAAACCUUUCAUCAGCAGAUGUGCGGUUUGUGAAGCUCCAGCCAUGGUGAUUGCUUUGCACAGUCAGACUGUAGCCAUCCCGCCCUGCCCUCAAGGCUGGAUGUCUCUGUGGAUUGGUUAUUCCUUUGUCAUGCACACCAGUGCAGGUGCAGAAGGCUCGGGUCAAGCUCUGGCCUCUCCUGGCUCCUGUCUGGAGGAGUUCCGCUCUGCUCCCUUCAUCGAAUGUCAUGGCCGUGGCACGUGCAACUACUAUGCUAACUCCUACAGCUUCUGGCUGGCUACUAUUGAGGAUAAUGAAAUGUUUAGCAAACCUGUCCCCACUACACUAAAGGCUGGGAAUCUGCGAACUCACAUCAGCAGGUGUCAAGUGUGCAUGAAGAGGACUUAGCCUGGCCAUACUCCAUCUUCUGCAUUUGGCUUUUUUGCUCCAGUUUUACAAAAGAAAAUCAGCAUGGUGCUACUUCAAAGAAAGAGGAAGAAGAUGGACUUAGAAAGUGUUCUUUCAGACUUAAGAAUGCUGAUUAAAAUGAAAUAAGAUGGUCCAGAGUGAUGGGACCCCGAAACCUGGUGCUUUUGCUCCAUAUAAAACACUCAAUUAAUAUCCUCAUUGUCUUUCCUGAAUCAAUGACACCUGUUUGCAAUUGCACUGAAUAUCUAUAAGUAGACAGGCUGCCAUUUUGAAAACAAGUCUUCUGAAUCGUUUUUUUUUUAAUAAAAACUGAUAUUCUCUUGAUUCAACUGCUAUGUACUGUUUGCCUAGUUUCCUUAACAACACCAAAAACUGAAUAUCUUGCUAUCUCUUUUUUCACUCAAUUUGUCAUCAUACGGUAUACUAAUUUCAGAUACUUGUCUUUUCUUCCUUGUAAUCCACUAUAAGUUAUGUCUGUUUAUUGUGUGGCUAAGCAGCAAGGAUGUACUUUUGUGAUGUGUUGUAAAUAUACACAUUUGUUAUGAAUUAACACUUUUUUUUUACAUAAUCUCUUCAGGUAAAUGCAUUUAAUUUUGUCAUAGUUAUUUAUGAAAGCUAUACGGAUAUAAUGAGACCAAGGGCGCAUUUUGUAUAUGGCCAUUUCCACUCUGUCGACCAAUUCACAAUAUAAUCUGCAAUUUGAUUAAGGCACAUAAUGGUGAACUGUAGUAUUUGAUACAAUAUGCUUUAGUAGGCAUAUAUUGUUGUAUAGCUUUAAAGGGUGUUAUUAUAAAUUCAUUGCCAGGGAGUACUGUGGGGCAAAAACAUGUUUACAUCGGCAAGCUAUAUCAGCAAACAGUGUACAGUUUGUACAUUUUGCCAUCUCUUAGUGGUCAUAUUACCUAUUUUUAGAGGACAUUUACCCAUUUUGUCUAAUCAGAUCUUGUCAUUCACACUCUGUCAAUCUCAAUGGUGUUUAAUCAGGACAGAUCCUUGAACAAUGAGCAAAUACAUUUCGGAUAGGUUUACAGCCUAAUGGGUAGACACCUUGAUUUGAAUAAACACUCUCAACUAGUAUUUAACACUAAAACUUCUCCACUAAUUGGAAGCUGGACAUGUGUAUAUGUGACUAGGUGCACUUUCCAGCUUUAAGUGUUAUCCUAUUCAUGUCAAUAGAUAAUAAAGCUGUCAUGUUCCUUUUGUCUUUUUGCAACUAUAAGGUGCUUUGGUUAGUUUCAUCCAUCUGUGAGUCAAACAUUUAGUUUGCUCAUCUUCACUAGAUUGUUGUUCCUGCUAGAUUCCGUGUUUCUCAUAUUUCUUUUGCUCUCCUAAGUGGUAAUGGAAUGAUAGACCAAAGAAUAUGCACAUACCUAGUUUUACACUGAAUAUACUUGACUUAACAAUUGUUAUAUGUUUCAGCAUCCUCUUUAAAUUCCCCAAGGAAUAUAUUCAGUUAAAACUAUGUCACUGUUUUAGCCAAAGCUCACAGUCUUAUAUACAUGUAUUCUAAAAUGAUCUUUAAUGAUGUUCAGGCUGUAAAUCUCAUAAAUUACAAGAGGUUUCCACUACUGUUUCCACUUUUAUUUUAUAAGGAUUUACUCUAGAGUGCCCAUAAAAUGCUUGUCCUGGCUUAUCUCACAUCAGCUGAUUGUAUUCUUUCAUGUAAUGUCACUGACCCCAUUUAAAAGUUGUUGUGGUUUGGGGUGUUUUUUGGCAUUGUCUUUCCUGUGAAUGUUCAAUUGCAGUAUUAAAAGCACUUUCUCGCCACUGUGAUUCAUGAAAGAAUACAGAGAUGGAUGGAGUGUUUAAGCACAGUGUUUUUUUUUCUCCUCAAAAUUUGUUCACUUUGUGUCUUUCUCCCUUCUGUAAUGAAAACAUACAAUAAACCAGUUUGUUUCUUU
Silurus meridionalis is the source of this 6964-nucleotide messenger RNA. RefSeq names its product collagen, type IV, alpha 1 (gene col4a1). Gene Ontology annotation, cellular component: collagen trimer. The transcript has 52 exons. Lineage: Eukaryota; Metazoa; Chordata; Actinopteri; Siluriformes; Siluridae. The record is from RefSeq and is a predicted model, not a curated record. Gene Ontology annotation, molecular function: extracellular matrix structural constituent. The coding region runs from base 138 to 5042 and encodes 1634 amino acids.